UAUAUACUAAAAAAAAAAAUAACAUUUUGUUCUCUUUCAAUGGAUUUUGAAGAUGAACAAACUUCUUCUUCUUCAUCUUCUUCCGAUCAUGAUUUUAAAGAAAAAAAUAUUGAUCAUUCAUCGUGUUCGAUGAAUAAUAAUAUACAAUUCAAGAGGAGGGCAGGGAGAAAAAAGUUUAAGGAAACUCGACAUCCAUUAUAUAGAGGAGUUAGGAGGAGAAAUGGAGAAAAAUGGGUGUGUGAAAUACGCGAGCCAAAUAAAAAAACAAGAAUUUGGCUAGGUACUUUCACUACUCCUGAAUUAGCAGCUAGGGCACACGAUGUUGCUGCCCUAGCUCUCCGGGGAAGUAAUGCUCUUCUUAACUUCCCCGGAUCAGCUUGGUCUCUACCUAAAGCUAAAUCUUCCUCCCCUCAAGACAUUCAAAUCGCGGUUCUCCAAGUUAAUGAAGAAUUGAUUGUGUCGUCCUCACCCUCAGAAGAACCUUCAUGUAAACCAAAAGAUGAUGAAGUGAAUUCUUUGAUGGAGUUUAUGGAUGAGGAGGCCAUGUUUAAUAUGCCAAUAUUUAUUGAUAGCAUGGCUGAGGGGAUGCUUUUGACUCCACCAGCUAUGAAAAGAGGCUUUAAUUGGGGUGAUGUUGAGGAAGAUGUUGAGUUCACUUUGUGGAAAGAUUGAAACUUUGAUCUUAUUUGUUUAUACUUAAUUAAGGCUUGAAUCUUAAUUAUUUAGAUUGUAGUUAUUAAGUGUGCAUUUGAAUGUUUAGGUCUGAAUAUUAAUCUUUUAAGAUCUUAA
Molecule: messenger RNA, 789 nt
Organism: Solanum pennellii
Lineage: Eukaryota; Viridiplantae; Streptophyta; Magnoliopsida; Solanales; Solanaceae
Product: dehydration-responsive element-binding protein 1F-like
Exons: 1
Coding region: 40-672 (210 amino acids)
Biological process (GO): regulation of DNA-templated transcription
Molecular function (GO): DNA-binding transcription factor activity; DNA binding
Source: RefSeq, a predicted model, not a curated record